Messenger RNA from Tuber melanosporum (Perigord truffle), 4050 nucleotides. RefSeq lists its product as uncharacterized. The coding region runs from base 1 to 4050 and encodes 1349 amino acids. NCBI's taxonomy places the organism in Eukaryota, Fungi, Ascomycota, Pezizomycetes, Pezizales, Tuberaceae. Gene Ontology annotation, molecular function: ATP binding; ATP hydrolysis activity; ABC-type transporter activity. The record is from RefSeq and is a predicted model, not a curated record. Gene Ontology annotation, biological process: transmembrane transport. Gene Ontology annotation, cellular component: membrane. The transcript is spliced from 11 exons.
AUGUCAGAUACUCCGGAGGCGUUCCUAAAAGCCUAUCGAGCUAUCCAUUAUGUUUAUCCUCCACUCCUUCUUAUCUUCUUCGUUAGUCUGCAAACAAUCACUUGUUGCACUCUGCAGAACCUGAAGCCUUCCAAGGGAGUAAUUCGAAGAAAUUUGAUGUUGUUUCUCCAAACUGCUGCAAUUGCAACCUAUGUGGGUCAAACUUCGGUGUUCUUGAAAGCUUCCUCUGUGGAUGGGUUUGUUGUGGCUAACGAUCUGGUCCUCUAUGUUCUUUCUUCAGUUGUGAUUUGGGGUGUGAUUGAGCUGUGCCUGGUUGACAACAAUAGCCCUGUCUGGUACCCCUACUAUGGGUCAUGGAUCCUAUCUUUGAUUGCCGAAUUGUGCCUUCUAGCGCUCCCGAACGACGACCCAGGCCAGAAAAGUGGGUUCCGUAAGGCUAAGAUCUCUGUCGAGAUAAUUAGGGUUUUCUUUCUGUUUGCAUUGCCCGCUUCAUACUGGGGCUUCCAACGGAGUGACAACCAGAAGAGCUUCUGCGAAGACGAGGAAUCAGCUGGGCUAUUGACUGCAAGUAAUGCGGUGAAUGAAACAUCCAACGGUACCUCUUACGGGGCUACUGGUGGCGGUAAUAAUAAUACCCCAGAAAACGCGGCAAACACAGAGGCGAACGCAAGAAUGAUGAAGAAGAUCGAAGAGAGCGGUAAUUGGUGGGUUUAUGCCAAGUCUUUCUCUAUACUUUGGAAAUAUCUUUGGCCGAGUGAGGACAGAAGGCUCCAGGCAUCUAUGGUUAUGGUUGCGUUCUGUCUUCUAGCUGAGCGUGGCCUAAACGCCCUAGUGCCCCAUCAACUUGGUGUUGUAACGAAUUCCUUGAGUAUAGGAAAUGGUAGAGCCAUACCGUGGUUGCAGGUUUCCAUCUAUGUUAUUUUCCGUUGGUUGGAUUCUGGUUCUGGAAUUCCUGCUCUCCACAGAUAUCUUUGGAUACCAGUGGACCAAUACGCCAGCCGCUCAAUCACCACUGCCGCGUAUAAUCAUGUUAUGUCGCUCUCUCACGAUUUUCACACCAAUAAGAAAAGUGUGGAGAUAUAUAGUUCGGUCAGGCAAGGGCGCUCAGUUAACGGCUUUAUUGAAUCUGUAUUAUUUGCCGUCUUACCUAUGCUUGCAGAUCUCUGCAUUGCGUUCGCAUACUUUUAUUAUAUGUUUAAUGCCUACAUGGCGUUGAUUGUAGCUGUUGUGUCGAUUGUUUAUCUCUAUGCUACCGCAAAAUUGGGAGCUACGAAAAACCAGAUUAGGAGAGAUUACAACACGGCGAGGAUUGAAGAGGCAAACGUUAUGUGCGAGACCAUGUCGAGUUGGACAACAGUGAGCUACUUCAACCGCAUUGAGUAUGAACAAGACCGAUAUUGGGGAGCUAUUAAGAAUUACCAAAAAGCCGAGCUUAACUAUGUUCUGGGCAUUACAUUUCUGGGAGUUAGUCAAAGCCUUAUAUUUACGGUUGGUCUGCUAGGCGCCAGUUUUCUCGCGGUUUAUGAGGUUUCGAGGGGAAACAAACCUGUGGGAAGUUUCGUUACCUUGCUCUCGUACUGGGCCCAGCUUGGCUCCCCAUUAGCAUUCUUCGCCAACUUUUAUCGUAAGAUCCAAACCCAAAUGUUGGAUGCAGAGCGCCUGCUCGAGCUUUUCCAGAGGAAGCCUUCUGUCGUCGAUAAACCCGGUGCGCAAGAAUUCCAGCUUAAAUCUGGAGAGAUUGAAUUUAAUGACGUCUGCUUCGCAUACGACCCUAGGAAGCCUGCUAUUAACAAUAUGAGUUUUAGAGUACCUGGUGGCUCGACAGUAGCGCUGGUAGGAGAGACUGGCGGAGGCAAAACUACAUGUCUGAAGUUGUUAUUCAGGUUUUUUGACGUUAAUUCUGGGUCCAUAACGAUCGACGACCAGGAUAUCAGAGAUGUCACUCUGUGGAGUUUGAGAGAAAAUAUGGGCGUUGUUCCUCAAGACCCCCAACUCUUCAACGACACAUUGAUGAUGAACCUCAAGUAUGCAAAUUUCGAUGCCACUGAUGAACAGGUUUAUGCUGCCUGUCGCGCAGCAGCUAUCCACAAUAAGAUUCUGGGCUUUCCAGACGGCUAUUUGACAAAGGUUGGAGAGCAUGGUGUGAAGCUCUCGGGCGGUGAACUUCAGAGGGUAAUUGCUAUCGCAAGAGCAAUUCUAAAGAAUCCGAAGAUAGUUUUACUGGACGAAGCGACUAGUAUGGUUGAUAUGGAAACAGAGCGCUCGAUACAACGCGCGUUUCGCGAGCUCGCAUCCAACCGUACGAUGUUUGUUAUUGCUCACCGACUCUCGACAAUCAUGAACGCGAAUCUCAUAAUUGUGAUCAAGGAUGGCGAAAUUGUUGAAAAGGGCAGUCAUGAAGAGCUCAUCAGCGCUGGGGGCAAGUACUUCCAGCUGUGGUCGAAGCAACUCAAAAAUGAGCAACCGAAGUCUUCUCCGGGAAGGCCGACGGAGUUAAAUUAUGUCAAUGAUCUUAGUCCUAUAUCCCGAGAGCAGGAACUCAAGAAAGUAUCGGGGGAGUUGGGCACAAUGUCCCACCAAAACCCCAACCUUGACAACCACCCAAAACCCAAAACAGAAGGUGCCAACCUUGCGGCCAAUGAUUUUUAUAUUCCAAUUCUGGUUCCGGAAAAUGGAGAGGGUCUGUCGAAUUCACAGAGUGGUCUUGACAAAGAUAAUAUUUCGAAAUCGCUCAGCAACCGCCAGAAUUUUGUUGCCUUCGCUGCUGAGUUGCCAGGGUCUGAUAUUCAGGGUGAGGCUAGAGUCUCAAGUACCCAUGGAAUAUUGAGAAAUUUCGGAUCAGUCAAAAAUCCAGAAAAGCAGCACAUGCAGUUGCCGCGCCAGGACACCCCCAGGACACCGUCAUCUCUGAAACCUGAUGCCCAAGAAUUUAUACCCAAUGAACCCACUUCCAAUGGAUACGCCCACCAGAGCAUCUCCUCGGACGGCGCCCCAGUUGGCAAUAGCACUGGCUGUCCUUUAGUAUCAAGAGAGUCAAAGAAUGAGGUUAUGAUGAAUGCACUGACUGACGUGAUACCUUUUAGUGACCAAUCUGGGAAUGGAGAGGCAGGGAACGGGGGUGAUGUGCAUGAUCAGAAUGGUGUUGGGGAGGAUAGGAUCCAGGCUCUUCAGGAGAAGAUAGGUGUGGUUUUAAAGUUUUCAGAAGCAAAAGUGAAAGAAAUGGAGGAAAGGAGAGCAUCUCAGAUGUUACCGGUGAAAGAGAAGGGUCCGGGUACAUCAGAAGCCCCAAAAAGCUGCAUUGCUAUGCCAAACGGUAAUGAUGGGGGUAAUCAAUGUGCUGUUGACACCGAGAAUUCUCCCAUGUCUCCAACGGGGUACCGCGGCGGACUCCUACCCGAACCCAAGAAGAAACGACGACGAAACCGGCGCAGAAGCAACAAAUCGAAGUCCACAGAAGAGAGUGAUAGUAUAGCUAAUGGUGGAUCCCAUGAAAAAGCUCAGGGGGCUCCCUUAAGUGAAUCUCCAAGCUUGCCUUCAAUGAAAAACACUUCCCUCCACCAUUGUGUUGGAGAGGAGUUUCCUCCGGCUCUUGGUGGCAAUAGCUCAAUCGAUAAGAAACAGAAACGUCGCUGCCUUGACGGGCCGAAAACAUCGAAUCCAAAGUCCGAAGUGGAAAGGGCGGUAACUUCUCUCUCCACUCUGGGGCGGAUGAUUUCCGGCGAGGGGCUUCCGGGGAAAGUUAGAGGAAAGAAUGGAAUAAGUUCUGCGGGCGAGAGCAAUCUCCGAGGUGCCCUAAAGGAGGACCUCAGACCAAAAUCGGGCGAUGGGGAAUACAUUGUUUCCCCACCGAACCCUGUAGAACACCCGACGCCAAUUAGUUCAGUUGCCAAUAGAAACACAUUGCGUGAGCAGAAUCGGCGCAGGAGUUGGGGAAAGUCGACUGCCCUUAAAGGGAGCUGGAGGCGGUCGGACAGAGAUGGCCGUGAUGAGGGUGUUGAUGCCACUCAGGGCGCAGGUUUGACGGAUGGCGCCUCGGCCCAUUCCCGGUGA